AUGCAGAUUUUCGUCAAGACCCUGACGGGCAAGACCAUCACCCUCGAGGUCGAGUCCAGCGACACCAUUGACAAUGUCAAGUCCAAGAUCCAGGACAAGGAGGGCAUCCCCCCUGACCAGCAGCGCCUGAUCUUCGCCGGAAAGCAGCUCGAGGACGGCCGCACCCUGUCCGACUACAACAUCCAGAAGGAGUCCACCCUCCACCUGGUCCUCCGCCUCCGUGGUGGUAUGGCCAAGAAGCGCAAGAAGAAGGUCUACACCACCCCCAAGAAGAUCAAGCACAAGCGCAAGAAGAACAAGCUGGCUGUGCUCAAGUACUACAAGGUCGGCAACGACGGCAGCAUUGAGCGCCUCCGCCGCGAGUGCCCCGCUGACACUUGCGGCGCUGGUGUCUUCAUGGCUUCCAUGCCCGACCGCCAGUACUGUGGCCGCUGCCACCUCACCUACAUCGUCGACAAGCAAUAG
Molecule: messenger RNA, 465 nt
Organism: Emericellopsis cladophorae
Lineage: Eukaryota; Fungi; Ascomycota; Sordariomycetes; Hypocreales; Bionectriaceae
Product: ubiquitin-40S ribosomal protein S27a
Exons: 2
Coding region: 1-465 (154 amino acids)
Biological process (GO): translation; modification-dependent protein catabolic process; protein ubiquitination
Cellular component (GO): ribosome; nucleus; cytoplasm
Molecular function (GO): ubiquitin protein ligase binding; protein tag activity; structural constituent of ribosome
Source: RefSeq, a predicted model, not a curated record